Acyrthosiphon pisum (pea aphid) is the source of this 570-nucleotide messenger RNA. RefSeq lists its product as uncharacterized. The transcript has a single exon. The record is from RefSeq and is a predicted model, not a curated record. NCBI's taxonomy places the organism in Eukaryota, Metazoa, Arthropoda, Insecta, Hemiptera, Aphididae. The coding region runs from base 277 to 555 and encodes 92 amino acids. Gene Ontology annotation, cellular component: cytoplasm. Gene Ontology annotation, biological process: regulation of phosphorylation. Gene Ontology annotation, molecular function: protein serine/threonine phosphatase inhibitor activity.
GGUCUGAUAACGCGGGUAAUGUGUAAUUGAAUUUCUUGUAAAUUCGCGAAAAUAAUAUAUUUAUUGUUACAUUUUAAUUUUUUUUUUCAUAUUUAAUUUUUUUAUUUAUUCGUUUUUAUUUUGAUUCGUUCCAUUUAAUAGUAUUGAAUAUUUUUUUAUUGUUUUAUGCCAAAUCUGUUGUUACAAUUACCAGUAGUUUUUCAUAAAUUACUAGUCAAAAACUUUGUUAAUACACACAAAUUCCGCUUUUUAAGUUUAAUUAUAUUUUAAGUCAAUAUGGAGUGUAGUUUAGCCUCAACAUAUACCAGUAGCACCGCAAAACCUUCUAGUGCAGUAUCGGGUAAUAGAAGUCCAGCGAAAUCAGGCUUACAUGUCAAUUUUACUGAAAAAGUAGAAGUAAAAGAAAAAAGAGAAAAAUUUUUAACAGCCAAGUAUGGUGCCCAUCAAAUGAGCUUAAUAAGAAAACGUUUGGCUGUCGAAAUGUGGCUGUUAGAAGAAUUGCAAAAACUGUAUGAUUUACCUAAAGUAAGUAAUAAUCAAUUAAAUGUUCACUGAUAUUAUAAUAAUAAA